UACGAUUCCUGCUGGAGCGGGCCGGCAAAGGGUCUCAGUUCGUGAAACGGCGAACACUGCGACAGCCAUGCUGCUCAUUAUUACUUUACUCAGAGUUGCCUGACAAAGCUGGGUCGGUCCUUGCAAGUGCGCUCCCGCGGGUCCAGGUACAAUACCUCCAUUAUGCCAACCCACAAUCGCAAGCCGUCCGGUGGACGACAACAGCAACAACAACAACAACAACAACAACAACAGCAACCACAACACCAUUCCAAGCACGCAUCACAGACCACAUCUCCCGCGAAGCACCAGCGCACAAACACCGCGCCGGCGGCCCCCAGCUUAUUGCGACUUCCCUCGACCAGCAGCAGCACCGCCGCGUCUGCGUCUCCACGCCGUCGGCGAGCGACGAACCCCUCCACACCCAGCAACCUGACACCGAGCCAAGUUUCAACGUCGUCCGCGACCUCGAACUCUUACUUUUCCCCACAGCCCACCGCGCCUGGCAAGGAACCCCGCUCGCCAGCAUCCAGACGACCGCCCGCGUCCUUCUCCGGCCAUGGCAUAGACACCUCGCGUGGCCCGCCCAUCGCCCUCAUCACUCGCGGCUCUGCAGACAUCGUGCGCCGAUCGCAGAAACCGCCCCCCGACUUCGCAUUUGCACAGCAGCAGCUCCUGCAGUUCGGCUUAGUCUCACCAGGUGGCACUUCAUACAACUCGGGAGGGAACAGAGGACGCAAGGACGCACCCGGAGACUCAGCUGAAUCUCCACAAAUACAAACACAAACACCAAAUCUGUCGCGCGAAAAUUCCUCGAGGACGUCACGACGCGAUCGGAACAUGGCAAGCUCGGUGGAAGACUCGUCCGAGUACGACUCCGGCCUGCGCAGCCAGUCUGAAGACUUACACGGGACGCACUUUCAGCCUCCUAGCUCGGGCACGGAUGGGGAGCACGGCGAGGACCUUUUCUUGAAUAUUGCAGAGGACAGUCCCCCAAAAGAGAGCGCGAGCUCGCAGAUCGACAGACGAAGGUCCCGCAUAGCACGCGCAAGCAAUCGACAGUCGUUUCCGGGGUCUCUCUCCUCGCCAGCUCAAUCCCACUCAAUAACACCGAAUGCCCACAGAUUAUCUUCGGUCGACUCCAAGUCUGCAACGCAAUACCGGCGGACAUCGCACCUGCCCUCUCCUACUCUCGGCGCCAGAGGGCAGCGAGAGCAAUCACCUCUCUCCCCCGCUAACGUGCUGGACACCCCGCGAACCCGCCACCUCAAUCUCUCGCCUCAGGCAUCAUUUUCUAGGUCGAAGGACCAGGAGCCUGCUUCACAUCAAUUUCUGUCCCAUUACGGAAAGAGGCGCCCGUCAUAUCCCGAUGCCAUUCAAACUCCACCGAGCCGGACCCAGGCGUAUCGACCUUCGAACCUAUACUACUCCUCCUCGCGUGACAAUGAAGAGACAGUUCAUAUCGACACACCCGAAGCCACCAAUCAAGCGUACUCCCGUGCUAAUGACACAGAGUCUCUUGAUUCGACCGGUCCUCCCGCGUCGGUGUGGGAUGAAUUGGAUGACCUAAAGUCCAGGAUUCGAAAAAUCGAAAUGGGAGGCAAGAUACCCUCGACCUCUGCCGCUGUGGUGUCAAAUGCCUCUGGGGAGCGACCGAGAACUGCUAACACCUCUGUAACCACUGUGUCAUCAUCUCCAAAGCAUUAUCGAAAAACUAGUGGUUCGCCAUCUGAGUCCACGGUUGGAGCUAAUGGACCAACCAAAGUUCACCCGAUCCUGAAAGAUGCCCUUGCCAAGGCCAAGCAACACCUUUCGCCUUCAGUCUAUCGUGCACUUGAAGCAACAGCAUCCGAGGCUUUGGAAUUGGCAGAGUUAACCGGCAGCGCAGGCCCGCAAGGUACCCUCUAUUCUGCAAGCUCGAUCAUAAACGGCGCCUCGGUACCAGAUCGACAGGUUCGCCGCAAGGCUGACAGUAUUUGUCGCAGCCUAACGGAGCUUUGCAUUGCGCUGUGCGAGAUGAAACCUGGUAUUGCGAGCCCGGCUAUCAGAUCUGCAACGGCAGCAAACUCACGGCGCCCGAGCGUCCAAAUCAACGGCGAGUCUCCGCAGAUACAUUCGAGUAUUGAACCAGAAAGCAACGUGUUGCCUCGUUCUAGUCCUAGCAGGGCGCUUAGCCGAAUCGAAGCUCGGAGGAGCAGCUUGCUUGGACUCAAUGGCAGCCCGCGGGAUUCCAGUCAAGAGCCACCGACUCCAUCACAGUCGCAUAUUCCAUCCCGGUUAGCACGUGCGGGUACCAGUUUACAUCGAACCCGCCGUACUGUUGAUGAUGAAGAUGAAGACCCCACUCUCCGAGCACCAUCUCGGGCAAUGACUGAUUUCCGGGACCUCCGUCCAGCAAAUAAGCCCGCGAACCGAUUCACUAGGGAGUACACUUCUCGAGAACCGAUGCCAGAGCUGCAACCGUCACCCUCGAUUCAACAGACGUCGUCGCUUCGCCGACCAACUGUGACAGGCAUAACGAACGAGAAUAAUCAUCUCCUUUUUCGCGACAACAACCGACGGUACUUGGACAGACAGAGUUCUCCUGCUUAUGAGAAGCAGAUAUCAACUGACGUUAGGAGCAGGACCCUGCCGUACAACUCGAAGAGGUCGUCAAUGCCAGCCUCGGGUCUUGGUCGGACUGGAAGCCUGAACAGGCGUCUUCGGAGUAACGGUGCUGGAGAGUGAGCUGUGGGGAAGAUAAAAGUUAUACCCCGUUUAGGGACGAUUGUAAUGAUAUACCCAACCUCCUUCUGAAACACAGCAACGAUUAUCUCGACUCAAAGAAGAACACUCGAAUGGCUUGGUAGCCCUUGAACUGCCUGAGCCAAUUACACGCGCCCAUCGAGGGCCGCUU
This is a messenger RNA of Lindgomyces ingoldianus, 2875 nucleotides long. RefSeq lists its product as uncharacterized. The transcript has 2 exons. NCBI's taxonomy places the organism in Eukaryota, Fungi, Ascomycota, Dothideomycetes, Pleosporales, Lindgomycetaceae. The coding region runs from base 163 to 2706 and encodes 847 amino acids. The record is from RefSeq and is a predicted model, not a curated record.